UGCCUCCUGCAUGCCCCACACUGAGGAUGGAGCCUACAACCCAGGCAUAGGCCCUGACCGGGAUCGAACCGUGACCUCCUGGUUCAUAGGUUGAUGCUCAACCACUGAGCCAUGCCAACCGGGCAGAAGGCAGAUAGAUGAUUUGGAGAUGCUAUUUGUUUUUCUGGACCAGUCUAGCUACUGGCAGACAUGGAAUUCCGCUCUCAGUUGACAAAUUAUAUCUUCCUUAGUUACACAAUUUAAGAAUUACAGUUACUAUUGUUAAUCAUUUCUGUCCUUUUGCUUCCUUAAAUCUGCAGAGCCAAUAUCAAGUCCCUAGUAUACCCCUUAUGGUAAAAUGUAUAUCAUCAUAGAGGGGACUGGGACCACCAUUGUUUGCAGUUCCUGAAAGUAUUUCAAGGCACAAAUUCAGGUGUCGGCGGGAGCAAUGGAAGAUCACAAGGAAGAAGAGAUGUUAGACAUUCUUCGACUGAACGUGGGUGGCUGUAUUUACACAGCCAGGCGAGAGUCCUUGUGCCGAUUUAAAGACUCCAUGUUGGCUUCCAUGUUCAGUGGUCGUUUUCCUCUAAAAACAGAUGAGUCAGGGGCUUGUGUUAUUGACCGCGAUGGACACCUGUUUAAAUACCUUUUGGAUUACCUCCAUGGAGAAGUUCACAUCCCCACAGACGAGCAAACCCGAGCCGCCCUACAGGAAGAGGCGGAUUACUUUGGCAUCCCUUAUCCGUACAGCCUGUCUGACCACUUGGCCAAUGAAAUGGAGACAUAUUCUUUAAGGUCAAAUAUAGAACUUAAAAAGGCUUUAACAGACUUCUGUGAUUCAUAUGGUUUAGUUUGCAACAAACCAACAGUUUGGGUUCUCCACUAUCUUAACACAUCCGGUGCAAGCUGUGAGAGUAGAAUUAUUGGUGUAUACGCCACAAAAACGGAUGGAACCGAUGUUAUUGAUAAGCAGCUGGGAGGAAGAAUUCACAGUAAAAGCAUUUUUAAAAGAGAGGCGGGCAAUAAUGUUCAGUACAUCUGGAGCUAUUACUCGGCAGCAGAACUGAAGAAAAUGAUGGAUGCCUUUGAUGCCUGGGAAGGAAAAGGCGUCAGCUACUGGCGGGUGCCCCACGAGCUGAUAGAGUGCUGGACCCUGGAGGAGCGGCCUUUGCUGGGGAGCCUGCGCCACAUGGCUCCGAUUCGGAAGAGGAGGCUGAUGGCAUUGGAUGAAGGGGAGGAAGGCGUGAACUGUAAGGCUGGUCCUAAACCUGUCAGGUUUUCGGGCCCUUCCACCAGCACCCAAAUCAAGGUCAAGAACUCGGCUUCAGUCCGGGUGUCCCCGUCUCCAGGUGGAAUGCCAGCUCAGCACUCUGCACUGUCUAAGGCCCUGUCCCUGGUGGGCACGGAGGUGCCUGGGCACUCCCCAUCGCAUGGGCCCGGCGGUCCUGAAAAUGGGGCCACAUCGCCCCCUCCAGCCAAGGUUCUGUUGUGCGACAAGAAGGCCACCCCACCCCGGGUGAUAAAGCUGAAGCGGACUCCACUGUGUGCCACGGGGCCUCCCCCGCCCACCUGCCCAGCAGCGAGCCCCGCGGGGGCCCCGCCACCCCAAGCGCCCACCUUGGAUGUGCGGACUGAGAACAGGCAGGACAAGACCGAUUGAAGGGAGCGCUGGGCUCCAGACGCCCUGUUGGCCUCCCAGGGCUGCCACCCGGUGAUGCACACAAGUGACACUGUCGAUGCAGUAGAGGUGACAGUGUCAUGUUUGCAUUCAGGGUAAUUAUGGGGAAAGGAAAUUGCUACAUAAGAGUGGAGGAGGGGAGACUUUAGGUGGUUGGGACUACAGUUCCUUCUCAUUUUCCCAACUUUUAAAUGAUUACUUGUCUACAGACAGUUUGAAUUUCCGGUUUUUACUGUUUUUUUAAUGGUUGGUUGGUAUUAGGGCGACAAACCAGUACAGCAUCAUCACUAGAGAAGUUUACUUUGUUGCUGAAAUAAUUGUAGGCUGUAGGCACUUUGUAAUGUUUGUCAUAGCAGCCCAGGGGUAGGAGUGAGUCUGGCUGAGGUCCUCCUGCCUUGGACCAGCGAGGGUGCUGCAGGGCUCCCUGGUGGUAGCACAGCCCAGAGAGGCGGAGAGAACGCACAUCAGGGGAACUUGCCCCAAGUUACUCUCAGUCUCAGAGGCGACAUGAGAAGAAAGAUGAGGAGGGGCAGAAGAUAGAGACCACACUUUGACGUUCAUUUAAUUAAACUGUUUUCUUUUCCAGAUUGGCUUUUCUUUUUACUUAUUUCCUUUUUUAAUUUAGAGACACACACACACACACACACACACACACACGUCAAUUCGUUGUUCCACUUAUUUAUGCAUUCAUUAGUUAAUUCCUGUAUGUGCCCUGAUGGGAUCAAACCCGCAACCUUGACGUAUAGGGACAACGCUCUAACCAACCUAGCUACCCAGCCAGGACCUAGGUUGGCUUUUUUUACUUUUUUCCAUUAGCAGAUGUAUUUGUGCAUCACAAGAAGGCUUCUUGGAAUAAAAACUACAUAGCAUAGUUUUUGAAAAUGCUUUGAAAAAGAGAAGUUAACAGUUUAACUUUCUAACUAAAGUUAAGUUUUGUUUUCCAGAACUGACCAUUGAAGAGUCAUUCUGGUGACACAGUAUGAUCUUUAUGCAUAAAAGAUCCACAUAACUUGAAUUUAAUGUUUUUAAGCAGAAUCUUUUGAUUAAUCCUCUAUUUUUCACAGCUGUUCAGUCUUGUGUGUUUACUCCUACAUGUUGUGUCUUGCAAUUGGGUCACAUAUGGCUGCUUCAGUGAGCAGUGUGCCUGCCAUUGGUGUGUUAACAAUAAGUUCAUAAAAGCAGGGUACUUUCUCCUCAGUGCUUCUUGUGGUUGCAUUGUUUUUGAAAGAGUAAAGUAACUAUUCAAAACAUUAUUUUUUACAAAAUAAAGUAAAACUUUUCCAUAAAACGUGA
Molecule: messenger RNA, 2950 nt
Organism: Myotis daubentonii (Daubenton's bat)
Lineage: Eukaryota; Metazoa; Chordata; Mammalia; Chiroptera; Vespertilionidae
Gene: KCTD18
Product: potassium channel tetramerization domain containing 18
Biological process (GO): protein homooligomerization
Source: RefSeq, a predicted model, not a curated record